Oryzias melastigma (Indian medaka) is the source of this 6418-nucleotide messenger RNA. RefSeq lists its product as uncharacterized. The record is from RefSeq and is a predicted model, not a curated record. The coding region runs from base 818 to 5650 and encodes 1610 amino acids. Lineage: Eukaryota; Metazoa; Chordata; Actinopteri; Beloniformes; Adrianichthyidae. The transcript has 5 exons.
GCAAGCGACAGAAAAAGAGAAAACCGGCAGAGGUAGAGAGAGAAAGAAAGACCAACGACAAGAGCAGAGAUGACCAGGAACAAACACAAAGGAGGAUUCUGAUUCCAGGCAGAAUGACAGCACGUUUCCACGAUGGAACUGGGAGCAGCGCACCCGAUUGACUGAUGGCAGGUUCUGACUGGGAUCGUGUUGAUAAGAGCCAGGCGACACCAAUCACCAAACAGAGUCAGAAUGAGAAGAGACGCUGUGACUGGAUUUAGUCCUCCAUCCGCUGUCCCCCUUCUCUCUGUCACUUAGUGUCUGACAGACUAACGCUCUGCUGGAUAGAGAUUUAAUUGGCUCUAAACACACAUCUAGAACAGAAAACAACCUGAAUACAUAAAAUGUUGGAAACCAACUCGGAGAUAAUUGGAACCAUUGGAUGUAACCUACAGUGGUCAUAACUAGUCUUAACAACAAACACUAACAAGAUAUGAAAAUUCCCAUGUAAGGCUGGACGUAGGAAUUUCAUUUUUAUUUUAUUUUAGUUUUUGUAGUGGUUCCAUGCUUUGAGCAGACUGCCUAACUUUCAUUAAAACAUAAGGUUUAUGCUCCUGUUCUCUACCAGAGAACAAAGAUGAACAUGUCUGACUGUGACAUUGCUCUAUAACGGCUCUCUCUCGUUAAUAAUUCCAAGAUCUCAGUCCUAACACACUUUUUGAAAGAGUUUUUACCAAUUCUUUUUCAUAUUUGUGAAAUAAAAGACUUCACAAUUCAUUCUUCAAACUUUACACGUGCCUCCCACCAACCCCCAUCACCUUGGGACAGCCAGCCAAUCAUGGGCAAGCCACUUAGCCGUCCUGGAUGUAUCAGGAAGAGCUCUUGUUGCCUGGAGAAACACAGGGCUGGGGACGGGGUAGUGGGAGGGCGGGAUGUUGGGAUGGAAGGAGGAUAUGGAGACGGCUACAUCCCCCAGAGAUCUAUUUACGAUACCAUGUGCAUCAAUCAACAAAUUGACAGCCAUCACCACCAUUCCAGAGGGUCAGUGAGGCGGGAUGGAGGAGGAGAUGGGAGCUUUACCUACUCUGCAAGUGGCUCCCUCCGAGCUAGCAGAUCUCCAGUGGACAUGUUCGAUUCUCAGCCCCGUUCUUUAACUCCAAAUCCAUCCUUUGUACGUCGGCUGGAUGAAAGAGUUAUUUAUGAUUCACUGAAGCUCGGUGGACAAGAUGGAGAAGACGGGGGAUGCCACUCCCCAGGACACUUCAACCGAUCAGUUUCUCCCUCUGUGUCCUCAUUCUCAGCUCCAGGGGUAUCGUCCUCCUCCUCUAAAAAGCACCACCAUCAGCACCACCAUCACCAUGGAGACAGCACAAAGAGCAGAGAUGGCCGGCAUUCUUGGAAAGUCUUGACGCCUCCAAAACAUAUGGAAUGUAUGGAACUAACAACAGCAGAGAUGAUGGACAGAGGAGGGUAUCUGAACCCAGGGCACUAUCCUCCCAGGGGGCAAUCUUCCUCUCUUACUUCUCCUCUGAUUUCUCCCUUCUCUGGCUCGCCUAUGUCUUCGGGUUACCACACGCCAGUUUUUUUCUCCCCAGCCAAACCCCGCCCCAGCCAGAGUCAAAGUUUACGCUGCUCACCUCCCCACGUAAUACAGCCAAGACAUUAUUCCCAAACCCAGAGCCUCAGACUGUCACCCCCCCAUGAGCUCAGACGAUCACCCUACAGAGCCCCACUAGUCCAACUGUCUGCUCAUGACCUUGAGCACGACCUGAGGGAGCGAGGAGGAGGGUGGGGCCGCGGCGAUCGUGACAGGGAGUGGGAGAGGGAGAGAGAAAGGGAGCUGGAGCGAGGCUGGGCACAGAGAGAGUGGGAGAGGGAGAGGGAGAGGGGGAGAAUUGAGAGGGAGAGAGCCAGAGAGAGGGAAAGGAGGGAAACGUCUACUUUCGGGACCUUUGGUUAUGGCCAACCAGUCCCUCUACGUUCAGACUCAGUCUUUUUAGAACCUGAGCACGGUCUGGACACAACGCCCUUGUUAAUUUCCCAGCCCUCACCAUCACCCUCCCCCAAUGCUGCCCCAAGGAUGGGCACUGGGGCAGUUGGCAGAAACAGGGGAGGGUCAAAGAUUGGCCAUGAUAGUUCAGGGGGAGGGGUGACCUCUAAAUUUGACAACGGAAGUGUUAAUAUAGUUUUAGUUGAUAGCAAACCUGGAUAUGGGACAAGGAUGGGGAGUGAAGUUGUGACGGAGCAUAUGUCAGAUAUUGGAAUCCAAGAGCACUGGAAGAGACAGGACAAUGGAUCCAGGGGGUGUGUGAUGCACGGGUCUGAAAGAAGAAUGGGCUCUCAGGUGAAGACAACACCAGGGGGCCGAGAUAUGGAAGGAAAAGUGCAAUCGGGUAUGGAGAUCAGAGAGCGAAGAGGAGAAACAAAGAAUGGACUAAGAAAUGCUAAGGCUAUUUCAAAAGCAGAAUCUACAGAAGCUUUUGAUUCAAACAGGAAGAGCACAGAAAAAUGGGUUGGACAUUCAGAUAAAGUCCUGGAGGAAAUUGUACCUAUUCCUGGAAUGAAGCCAGAGCAAGACACAGAACUUCAAGAAAAAGUUAGUUCUCAAAACAGGGAGAAAAACAACAGGACAGAGACUGAAGUUAAAAGCCAAGUAAAUGAAAAACUUGUAUCAGCAGUUGAGUCAAGGGAGGAGCCUAAAGUAGGAAUAGAUGUGAAAACUGUCCCAAUGUCUAAGAGUGAGGAAGUGCCCAAAUCUUGGAGUCAGAGUGGGACAGAGAAAGAAAGUAAAAAUGAGACCACAGUUGUCAGCAAGCCCACAGACAGUUCCCAAACAAAUGCUCAGGCGCAGUCAUCUGCCUUGGCUGAAGAGAAAACUGAAGUUGCUCCUUCAGUCCUACAAGAAAACAAGUUGGAUGAUAGUAUAAAUGAUUUCACCCAGCCACUGAAAAGUUCAAGAUCCAAGUCCAAAUCAUCAAAGUCCUGCUCCAGGACUCGGCCUGGAACGGCCACAGGACUGCGACCUGGUGUGCUCAGUCCUCGCCAAAGCAAAAGAGUGGAAGACUUUGAAUCAAGGGGGCCACCUGAAGGCAUCGAGUCUACAUGGCCUCGCAGGAUCAUGGUUAGAAAGAGAACUGUUCGUCAGGGAGGGGCCCUCCACAAUCUCCCAAUACUUCCCCCACUCCCGUCCGUCAUUUCUGCUUUAGAAAAAAGGCGUCCACACCUUCUUACAGAUUCAGACAAAAAAUCAACAAAUGCCAUAAACGCUGCAGGUAUGGUGGGCCGAUGCUCACUGAGGGAGCCCUCUCAUCCAGAAAUGGGGCACGGGAGCAGCUUGUUGGGCAGAGCCUCUUUGAGGGAGCAAAACUUGGAGCACUGGAGAGUUUGUAGAGACCAAGAAGAACCAAGGAGAUCUAGAAGCAGAGAAAAACAAGUGACUCAAAAGAAAGAAUAUACUGAAAAAGAGGAAAGGAAGGGAAAGGAGGAAAAUGCAGAGAAAGAAAGAAUAGUUGAGAAAGUUGGGCUGUUAGAAGACAAUAAGAAGCUAAAAGUAGAGAAACCUGUUGAAGAAAAAAGUCAGGACAAUCCAAUCAGAAAAGAAGGAGAGAAAAGAAUACAAGCUGUUGAAAUGAAAUCUGAGAAAGUAGAGGACACAGACAUAAAACUUCAAGAUCAAACACAAGACAAGCCCAGGCAAGAUUUGGAGGAGGUGAUGGUUAUAUCAUACAAAGAAGAAAGUGAGGUGGAGGGAAGAGAAGUCAGGACUUCUGGGGAAGAAGGGGCAGUGGAGGGCUGGGAUGCAGUCCUGGACAUGGUCAACACGCUGUGGGACAACACCUGGGAAAAGCAAGAAGCAGAAGAUGGAGGAGCUGAUACUGAUUCUCUCCCAGGUUCCCUGCAGCGUUGGCCUCUGCUUCGGCCUCCAGUUGGGUUUGGGGGUUCACACCCUCCCUCCUCUGCAGCUUCAGAACUGAGCCUGACAGAAUUAGAGAGGAGAGCCAGGGAGUUGGACUCGGACCUGGAGCAUCUCGACUUGUCACAACCCCACAGGGACACCCAGGACUUAUAUCAAACUCUGCUUGAGCCACACAGGGAACGGAUUGCUAUGUACCAAACACACCCUGGACCACAGAGAGAGAAGCCUGCACUUCUCACAGGAGUGGGCAGCAGAUCUCAGGUCAGUUUGGAGCUCAGUGCGAUGGAGUCACCUGCAGUUGACAGUGACAAACUUCCUGCUGACUGCUCUACUAAAGAGGACAGCUCUCCUGACUCCAACCUAACGCUGGAGUCUGAUUCCAGCGGCGUGUUCCUUUCCUUGUCCAAUCAGAGUCAAGAGGAUGCAGGCUCAGACAGUGACCAGCCAGCCAGCGGAUCUGAGCUAGGCAGCAGUAACACGUCUCUGGAGAAAGAUGGGGAUGAGGGAGUGCUAAAGGAGUGGGGUAGAGAGGAAAGUGCAGAAUUGCAGUGGUGCUAUCCCACACUCCUCAGCACUAUGUCGCAUGAAGACAUGCAAGAAGACAGUCAAAGAUUAGAGUCAGAAAGUGGAAGUAUGGGGGUAGAUAAAGAGCAAAGGAAGAAUCACAAGUUAGGAGUGGUUUCAAUCAGCAAGAGUACCAUCGAGUAUACAGGCCAUAAGGGCUUCAUCAGUAUCCCACAGAGUGAAGGCAUACCACAGAAAAAAAAUGUUAACACAAUAGGAUUUGACUCCCACCUCUCUGUGUCCCCCUCAAAACAAGCAGUCAAACACCUUUUAGAUCCCAACCAAAAAGCUAUUAGAAGCUCAGGACUGGACUGUGGUGACCUGGAUCCUUUUGUGCAGUCAGACAGCUUUGUUUAUCUCGCGGUGUCUGCCCGACCGCUGUCAGGAGAAGAACCUAACACAGUGGCAGACAUUUCCUCUCAGGAAACUGAACUAGAACGUGUUCAGCUUAGUGCAGAGAGUACAAAAGCUCACAUCGGCAGAGCAAAUACUGAGCUGGAUACCAAGCCAACCCACCUUGUUGCUCAUAAACCAGAGGAAGGAGACUUUCUGUGCACGGACAGUUUUGUCUACCUAGCUGCUCCAGCCUGCCUCCUGUUAGGCCCUGCAGGUUCAGCUCCCUACAGUGGCAAGGAGUCAGACUCUGAGAGCUCUGACUCUGGACCUGUCGACGUGUCGGUUCUGGGUUGUGGUUCUGUGGCAGGUGACAGUGACUGGGACUCAGACCUGUCCGACUCUGAUCCCAGUCGCUCAUCAAGAAUUUCAGCCUCUGGUAAUAAAUCCGCCAUUGUAGCUCGGCCCAAACGACUGCCUGUGGAACCCGACUGGGACUUGUCUCCAGUGCAUACUGAAUCUGAAGUGAUCAAUGAGAUAUUUACAAAGCAAGACACAUCCAACGCUGGCAGCAUGGGGGUGUCUGCCACCACCGCAGCACCAUCGCCCAUUUCCAUGGAAACUGAGCCGGUCACAACCACUGAGAAGCCAGCCACAUCCCUGGAGCAGCUGUCAACCACAAAGAAAGUGACAUGGCAGUUUAAACCAGCCCAUAGGUCUGUCUGCACAGGAAGCCGGAAGGAGAAGGACAAUGAAUUCUCAUUGGGGAGGUUAACAGAAAUAGAAGGUGGCGAGACAUCCAGGCCCUCGCCUUCAUCUUCCUCGUCAUCUUCACCAUCUUCAUCAUCGUCUGGAUGAUUUCUGAAAAAAAUAGUUGUCUGACUCCUGGAGAGAGACCAGAGGCUGCAGAGCAGAAAGGUAGAGAAGUAUUUGUUGACUUGAAUGUUUCUUGCCUUUGCGUUUUAUAUUUUGCAUCCAGCUGCUGCCAUUGCCUUCUUCGAGUUUGUAAAAGCUGCUUUAAACUUCUUGCAUUUACUUAGAACAGCUGACAGCACCGCAUAUAAACUCUAGAAUUAAAGCAGAUGCUAAGACUCACUGACCCAUUGCAGAAAACAGGGAGGAGGCAAACCUGAUAUAGUACAUUAUAUAAAAAAUGUGAAUAAAUAGCUUAAAGCUUUAUGUAAAAUAAACACAUGAAGUAGAUUCCCUCACCAUUGGAUUCUCAAUAACUACCAGGUUUGUUCAGUUUUAAAAUACCCAUCAAAAAAUGUAGUCGCAUCCACACCUAAAAUUAAUGGAAACUUCCUGUUGGUUUUGAGAUGUUUUUACCAAGACUGAACUAUUUAAACAUUAGAGGCUUUAUUAAUCAUUCUCACUGUUACGCCCACUAUGGGAAAACCUGGCUCUGGACUGGUGGGGGGGUGGGGUGGGGUUCUGGACACCUAUGAGAAUAAAAGGAACACAGUUUAUUACAUAAAGGAAAUCCUGUGCCCUGAAAGAUAGAACAAAAUGAAAUAACUAGUGUGUUGGUUCAAACAAAAAGACAAACCAAAAUGAAUGGGAACCUCGGCCAAACAGAAUAAAUAAGUGGAGACUGCUGAUCCAGACAUGUCGACCGUCAGAGUC